UCUAGACUCUAGGAAAGGUUGAUUGUGUAGUAUUCAAAGAAUGCUCUUGAUUGAGAAACCACAAAAUGUGGAAUCACGAGUCCAACCUGAAAAGAGGCGGAAGAACCCCUACCCAGCUGUCACCACACCCAUGUUGAUGGAGAGAUUGUAAAGAGGAGUAGGGGGCAACCUGUCAACCGCAUUCUUGCCUGUCAACUAUCCAUUGUGGCCCUUCCCACUCUUCUGUUUGUGACGGCUAUAUAAACAAGGAGACCAAGGUAAUACUUUCAACUGCAGAUCAACUCCAGAUCCAAACACUCCAACAUGUCUCUCAGACCAACAUCCUACGGCCAGAAGACCAUGAGCGUCUACGGUGGAGCUGGUGGACAUGGCACCCGUAUCUCCUCAUCCAGCAUGAACUACGGCUCUGCCGCCAGAGGCUUCGACCUCAGCGACGGCCUGGACCUCCACGUUGGUGCCAACGAGAAGGCCACCAUGCAGAACCUGAACGACCGUCUCUCCUCCUACCUGGAGAAGGUGCGCACCCUGGAAAAAGAGAAUGAUCGACUGGACAAGCAGAUCAAAGACUGGUACCUGAGCAGAACCGUCGUCUCCCAUGACCACACCAGAUUCUUUGUCAUCAUCGAAGAAUUGAAGGACAAGAUUCGUGUCGCCUCCAGGAUCAAUGCAAAGACAAUCCUGGACAUCGACAAUGCAAAGCUGGCUGCUGAUGAUUUCAGAAUGAAGUAUGAGAACGAGCUGGCCAUGAGGAUGGCUGUGGAGGCGGACAUUUCUGGACUGAAGCGGGUGCUGGAUGACAUGAACAUUUCCAGGAUGGACCUGGAGAGUCAGUACGAGCAGCUGAAGGAGGAGCUCAUCAUGCUCAAGAGGAACCACGAAGAGGAGAUGGCUCUGAUCAGGGUUCAGGUCGGAGGCACUGUCAACGUGUCCGUAGACGCUUCUCCCUCUCCAGACCUGAACAAGGCCAUGUCCGAAAUCAGAGAACACUACGAGGCAGCGAUCAGCAAGAACCGCAAGGAGCUCGAGUCCUGGUACCAGACCAAGCUUACAGUGGUCGAGCAGGAGGUGGUGACAAACACAGAGUACCUGACGUCAUCCCGCACAGAGAUCAGGGAUCUGAAGAGCACCCUCCAGAGGCUUCAGAUCGAACUCCAGUCCAAUAUGAGCAUGAAAUCCUCUCUGGAGAACACCCUGGCAGACACUCAGGCUCGCUACUCAGCACAGCUGUCCAGCCUCCAGGCCAUGGUCACCAGCCUGGAGAGUCAGCUGUCCCAGCUCCACGCAAACAUCGCCAGCACCAAGCAAGAUUACGACAUGCUGCUGGACCUCAAGACCCGGCUGGAGCUGGAGAUCGCAGAGUACAGGAGGCUGCUGGACGGGGAGGAUGACAGCACCAGACAAGUGGUCACAAAGGUCAUCACGGUGGUGGAGACAGUUGUGGAUGGAAGGGUGGUCGGCACCAGCAAGACUGUUGAUGUGGAAGUGGAUGAGAUUGAGUGA
Molecule: messenger RNA, 1500 nt
Organism: Limanda limanda (common dab)
Lineage: Eukaryota; Metazoa; Chordata; Actinopteri; Pleuronectiformes; Pleuronectidae
Gene: krt98
Product: keratin 98
Exons: 8
Coding region: 304-1500 (398 amino acids)
Molecular function (GO): structural molecule activity
Source: RefSeq, a predicted model, not a curated record